UUUAAUAAUUAGUAGAAUUGCUAUAGCGACAUUAUAAAUCUCAAAGUCUUCUAGAAAUAAAGUGAUCUCAAUUUAUUAUUAUUUCUUAUACCAAUAAUGUCAGAAAAUGAGGAGCAGCAGGCAGAAGAAAUAGAGGUUUUGAAGUCUAUUUAUGAGGGUGAUGAAAAUUUCAAACAACUAGAUCCAAAAACUUAUCAAUACAAAUAUGUUGAUGGAGAAAAAUCCUUCAUUCUGGAAAUAUCAUGGGGCCCCACAUAUCCUGAAGAGAAGCCCAAGUUAAAUUUAGAAAUAUUUUAUAAUCAAUCUUUACUGCCACCAGUAAAGGAGAAAAUAUUAUCAAUAGUGAAUACAGAGGCGGAUCAAUGGGUGGGCUGCGCUAUGACAUACACACUGUUUGAAUGUCUCAAGGAGAAGGUCACGGAGAUAUUAGCUGAGCAAACUGAGGAGGAAGUCAUUGCUAGGGUGGAGAAAGUAGCCAUUGAACAGACUGAAUCAAAAAAACCUGAGAAGAAGGAUCAGAUGAGCAAAUCUCAGAAGCGGAAAGCGUGGGAUCGGGCGGAGAUGGGUCGUGGUGGAGAGAAGCCCCGCGGGUGGGACUGGGUGGACAUCGUCAAGCACCUGUCCCAAGCGCCGCACCAGCCUUCAUGACACGGAUAGGAGUAGUGUUUCAAAUGUUACGUAUGCCUCGAUAUGGCUAGCCAAUUAUGGUUUUCCUAAAUAGUGCAAUU
Aricia agestis (brown argus) is the source of this 728-nucleotide messenger RNA. RefSeq names its product RWD domain-containing protein 4. The record is from RefSeq and is a predicted model, not a curated record. Lineage: Eukaryota; Metazoa; Arthropoda; Insecta; Lepidoptera; Lycaenidae. Gene Ontology annotation, molecular function: protein binding. The coding region runs from base 97 to 648 and encodes 183 amino acids. The transcript is spliced from 5 exons.